Hyla sarda is the source of this 768-nucleotide messenger RNA. RefSeq names its product nicotinamide N-methyltransferase-like. Gene Ontology annotation, molecular function: N-methyltransferase activity. The record is from RefSeq and is a predicted model, not a curated record. Gene Ontology annotation, cellular component: cytosol. NCBI's taxonomy places the organism in Eukaryota, Metazoa, Chordata, Amphibia, Anura, Hylidae. The transcript is spliced from 3 exons. The coding region runs from base 1 to 768 and encodes 255 amino acids.
AUGGUGGUCAGGAGGUAUAGCUGUUACACAUCUCGGCAAGACAGGGCCAAUCUCAGGUCUAAUAGGUUACAUGGUAAAUUCAGGUACAUUCAUAAAUGGAAGUCUUUUUUUUUUCUUUGGAAACAUUUUUCUGCAGGUCACAUUAAUGGAGAUGUCCUCAUUGACCUCAGCGGUGGAUCAUUUAUCCAUCAUCUCUAUUCAGCCUGUGAGUUUUUCCAACACAUCAUAGUCCUGAAGGUCAGUGACAGAUGUAUCAUGGAGCUGAAGAGAUGGCUGGACUCACGAACUGGAGCAUUCGAUUGGGGACAUGCCAUAAAACUUCAUGCAGACAUAGAAGGAAGCAGUGAUCAGUUUCAAGACAAAGAAGGAAAAGUGAGAUCAACAAUUCCACAUGUAAUGAAAUGUGACCUUGAGAAAGAAAAUAUGACGGACCCGAUAGACUUACCACCAGCAGAUUGUAUCAUCAGUGUUGCGCUCCUAGAUGCAAUCUGCAAAGACCAAGAUGACUACAGGAGAUAUCUCAGGAAGUUCUCAAGGAUGCUGAAACCUGGAGGACAUCUUAUAUUAGCUGGGGCUUUAGAUAUGACAUAUUAUAUAGUCGGUAAAGACAAGUUCCAUGCUCUCACAUAUGAUGAGGGUUUUGUCAGGAAAGCUCUAGUUGGAGAAGGAUUUGUUAUAGAUUACUGUAAGGUUAAGAAGAGAACAAAUGUAAGUGACCUUAUGGACUAUAAGGCCAUGAUAUUCAUUGCAGCUCACAAGGAUAAGUAG